Molecule: messenger RNA, 1356 nt
Organism: Rodentolepis nana
Lineage: Eukaryota; Metazoa; Platyhelminthes; Cestoda; Cyclophyllidea; Hymenolepididae
Source: the annotation of a GenBank genome assembly
AUGUCACCUCCAGGAGAAGGCAACCAGCGUCCGGAGAAGAAGAAUGAAAGCGUAUCGGAGAAUCAGGAGCAAUACCGUCAGAUGAAUGCUCCCCAAAUGGGUAAUGACGACGAUGAGGUGGACUACAGCUUCUCAAGAAUGUCCGUUAGGGAAAGAAGGAAGUUGUUCCAAGCCGAUGAGCCUAGGAUCAUCAAUCAGUAUGGAACAUUGCCUCGAGGUCCGGUAAGCCGAAGCGUACCCCGUUUCAAUGGUCCGCCGUCCAAUUAUUCCCAGUCUUCAAAUCAGGACUUCGUCUUUCGUCAAGCGCAAGCUCCCGUUCAGUCACGUCCAAGUUGGAGCAAUGUCUACACCCAGCCAUCACCUCGUCGCAACUCAACCUUUGACUUCCGUCCACAGAGCGUUGUCUCUUCUACGCGUCCUGUUGACCUGAAUUCCGUUCAGCGACCCACACUAAUUGAGCCAUAUUCACAGCCAUCUUAUUCACCAAAUCGUCAAUCUCGCUCAAUUUAUCGAUCGACACCGACUGUGAUUCAAGCAGGGGAUCAACCUAUCUAUCCUUCUUCACCUCAAUCAGUCGCGUACGGUUCUUCACCAACACGGGUAAUACGAAGGACAAGCUAUUCAUCUAGAACGGUGCCCAGGGAUUCGGUAUCUGUUUUUCGAGAAAGUUGGCCCUCCCAUCAAUCACAGAACUCUGCUCAGCCGUUGAGAGUUCGAGUCUAUAACAGUGACAGGUCUGUUUCAUCUCCGACAUAUCAUCAACCUCCACAAUCCACCUAUUCACAGUUCUCUCCCGUGUAUCCGGCCUAUCCAGCCUAUGGACCACGUCCAACUUCAAAUGCGUCUCAAGCAUAUCGAGUAGUUCAAAGUCCUAAUCGACCGUACCCGCAAACGAUCAGUACUAGUUACGGUUACCCAUCGUACAAUUACCAACCACCACCUGCUACAUCACAUGUCUAUGUACCGCUAACGCCAAGCCAUCGUCGUACUGUCUCAACACCUCAAUUUCCACCAAAAUCAAUAACAAUUUACCCAACGAUUCGGGAUCGUCAGACAGUAGAACCGCCUCGUCAAGUGUAUCAGCAGAUGACAUCUCCACGAGCUCCACCCCAACGAUCUGAUUGGACAGUAUUGCAACCAACCAGAAUCGCCCCUUCUCAGAUCUCACCCAACCAGAAUCGACCAUCUCUGUUCGGUCCACCAGCACGGCAACAACAAUACCACCAACCUAAUCCACCUCCACCUCCACCACACCAGGGUCGUGGAAUGACCUUGCCAUCGCGACCUCGUCCUAAAGUGGUGAAUAGACGUGAACCACCACCUCCAGAUGAUGAUAUUGGUGCCACAGAGUUCUAG